UUUCACCUCAGUUGGAGAUUUAUAAGCUAACAGAAAUGACGAAUUAUAAUUUGCUAUUUUGUGCUACUGCACUAAUUUUUACAAUUUGUAUUUUAAAUGUGGUUACUGCUAAUAACUUUGAUGGAAGGGAAUUAUAUAGCGUAUUUCCGGAGAUUUCAUCGCAAAAUAGAGCGCAAAUUUCAAUGAUUAAAUUGCGUCCUAAACGUGAGACGCAGACAAUUUAUGCGAAAAACCAGUACGAAAGUGUCUUGCAGAAUGUAAAUACGACAGAUAGCGAUGGCAAAAAGAUUGUAGAAACCGCCACAUCAAAUAUAUCAUCGGUGGUAGUACCAUUCUCUGCAAGUGAUAGAAAAGAUGAAGGCAUCAAAUUAACACAGGAAAAAACUACCACAGUACAGCCAACAUUAGGUGUUGUUAACGGGUCUUUAGAAGCUAAAAAACAGGAAGUCAAUGGAUCUGACGAACUGAUUGAAACACCAGAGGAAAAACUUAUUGAUAACGUGGAUGUACCCGACAACGAGACCAUAAGCAAAAUUGAAAACACUAAUUAUACAGUCAACUCUACUAAUGAUCAUCACAUCUAUUACAACAGCUCAAUUUAUGUCGACCAGGCUGAGGCUGACCGAGUGUGGGAAUCUGUAAAAAACUCUACAUUCAAUGCCAUGUUAUCGCAAUCUCAUCGUAGAGCUAUGACAGUGGAGUUAAGCUUCGAUUUUCCCUUUUAUGGUCAUCCUGUUCGAAACGUUACGGUAGCAACUGGAGGCUUCCUCUAUACUGGUGAUUAUGUACACUCCUGGUUAGCUGCAACACAGUACAUUGCACCGCUAAUGGCUAACUUUGACACCAGUUUGUCAAAUGAUUCAUUUGUACGAAUUAAAGAUAAUGGCACGGCAUUCACUGUAGUUUGGGAGAAAGUUUCACUACAAGAUAAACGGGAAGUGCCAGAAUUCACUUUUAGCGCAACUUUGCAUCAGAACGGAGAUAUUGCUUUCAUUUACUACUAUGUUCCUAUCGACAUUAAUGCAAUCCAAGAUGAUAAGCAUCCUGUAAAAGUUGGUUUAUCAGAUGCGUAUAUAAUUGACAAAACUGUUUUCUACGCACGCAGGAAAACUAUUUACGAGUAUCAUCGCAUCAAUUUGUCCAAUACCGGCAUUUCUAACUCAACGAUUAUUUACUUAAAAGCUUUACCGACUUGCCUUGAUUAUAAAGACUGUGCAGCUUGUAGUAACCACAAAACUUCAUUCGAUUGCGCUUGGUGCCCUACUCUAAACAGAUGUUCAACUGGUACAGACCGCAGGAAACAGGAAUGGCAGCAAAAGGGAUGCGAUCGUACUCAAAUAUCGGAUGCAUCAGCAUGUCCUCCUCUGGGCUCGAAAGGAAACAAUGCAACUGCCAGCAGUAACAGUAAUGUCAUUCCUAACACAACCCCAACUUAUGUACCUAGUGGUAGCUCUAGCAAUAACACUCAAAAUAUAAACGAAAACACACCACAUGGAAGCGAAAUAUAUAGACCAACUUUAACGCCAGCACAUGAAGACAAUGAUGUUGCGAGAGUGGUGAAUGAAGCUUUGGAAACACACAAUGAGUCAAAAAGCAUGGGGCUUGCUCUUGGCUUUAUGGUACCCAUUUGCCUAGUGUUAACAUUAAUGCUUUGGGUAUUUUACGCGUACAGAAACCCCCACACUAAAAGUGGUCAACUUCUUAUUCAGUAUCGCCCAAGUCAGUGGUCAUGGCGACGAGGAGAAGCGCGUUACACAGCAGCAACGAUUCAUAUGUAAAGUAAUUGUUUAUUUCCAACAGAUUUAACCCCAAAUCUCUGGUUGCCUCAAGUUCAUUUCAAAUUAUGGCACUGCUGCAAGAGAGUUAUAUCUUUCGUUAUUAAUGAAUCUAUCUCCUUUUAUGUAUAAAUUUAAAUAUAAAGCAAUUGGCAGUACUGAGCAGCCUUCCAAAAUAUGUUUUGUUCCGUUAUUAGUCUAUUCCAAUUUAAUAUCUUAGGAUAACAACUGGGAGUGAAGAAACAUAAAUAUUUAAUUUUAGAGAAUGUGAAAGACAGGUCUACAUACCUAUGUUUAUAUGUGACAUAUUUCAUCUUUUGUUGAUGUUACAGAGAAUAUGCGUUUGCAUUUAUGUACAUACAUACAUUUGUGUAACGAGAAAAUAUAGUCCUGGCUAAUGGUUUUAUUGUCGUAAUUAUUGCUUUACAAUAGAUGUCUGUAUGUAUGUACAUGUGUGAUUUAUAAACUAAGUAAACAAUUUUUAAACUUUCUUGUAUUAAAGUUCAUUAAAGGUUUUUUUUUUUUAAUCUAUGUACCGCUAAACACUAUAUAGAAACAUAUCGUUUGCACUUUUAAAUAUCUACUAUAUGUAUAUUUGUAUAUUUACUUAUUGUUACUUUCAGCAUUCUAUUUUAUUUUAUUUUUUUUGUUAAAAUUUUUAUAGCAAUAUAAUUUUCAACUAUUUGUAACACUGA
Molecule: messenger RNA, 2470 nt
Organism: Ceratitis capitata (Mediterranean fruit fly)
Lineage: Eukaryota; Metazoa; Arthropoda; Insecta; Diptera; Tephritidae
Product: plexin domain-containing protein 2
Exons: 9
Coding region: 36-1778 (580 amino acids)
Source: RefSeq, a predicted model, not a curated record